This is a messenger RNA of Serendipita indica DSM 11827, 648 nucleotides long. NCBI's taxonomy places the organism in Eukaryota, Fungi, Basidiomycota, Agaricomycetes, Sebacinales, Serendipitaceae. The record is from the annotation of a GenBank genome assembly.
AUGGCGAAAGCCCGCAACAUUCCAGCACCAGUAGCAGAGGCACGCUUUCAGCUCAUUUCUGUCGCAUACGACCGACUACGGGAUCCAUCAGGCAGUCGCACCGGCGUCACAGCUUCCCAACGAGAUGACGAAUAUCGACGAGAGGUGGCUCGACGAAGGGCAGCGGCAGCAGCGGCAGCUCGCUAUCAAGGCUUUGGCGUGCGUGAUGGCGGGCAACAGCCGAUGACAAUGAGCGUGGAACCAGACAAGCUAUGGCAGCGUGAUGAAGGGCUAUUAUUCGUAUUUGGCGUCAUGGUAUGCUUUGCCGUGGCGUACCACGUCGCCACGCCGACCCCGGCUAGACUUGUUCGAGAGCAGCACGAUCGUAGCCAACGUCAUCUUUCAGAUGCUCGUGCGCGGGGAAAGGAACACGGAAUGCAGCGUAGAGAAGAAAUCAAAGCGUGGCUCCGUGAGCGAGAGCAACGACAAUCUAGUGGUCUUGGAAGUGCGGUGACCCUCGACGAAGAGGUCGAUGGUGCUCCGACAUCGCACAAAGGCUAUCUCACUCGACAGACUAGAGUAACCGGGGAAGAGGACCUUGAGGGCUCUUUGACUCCUGAAGAGAACUCACCAGAUAUUCCCGGUUUUGGAGACGCAGUAUCUACAUAA